Messenger RNA from Triplophysa rosa, 2302 nucleotides. It is a transcript of the gene ttll6, whose product is annotated as tubulin tyrosine ligase-like family, member 6. The coding region runs from base 140 to 2089 and encodes 649 amino acids. Gene Ontology annotation, biological process: microtubule cytoskeleton organization; protein polyglutamylation. Gene Ontology annotation, cellular component: cilium. Gene Ontology annotation, molecular function: tubulin-glutamic acid ligase activity; tubulin binding. The record is from RefSeq and is a predicted model, not a curated record. Lineage: Eukaryota; Metazoa; Chordata; Actinopteri; Cypriniformes; Nemacheilidae. The transcript has 12 exons.
AUGACUGUGGAUAAAUCUGACCAACUGCAAAUAUGAAAGUGUGCGCCGAGCUGCUCGCAAAUAUGGGCUGCGAGAAGCUGUGGAGGGAGAAGACUGGACCUUGUUUUGGACCGACUGCUCAGUAUCACUAGACAGGGUCAUGGAUAUGAAGCGUUACCAGAAAAUCAAUCAUUUUCCUGGCAUGAAUGAAAUCUGCAGAAAGGACCUGCUUGCACGAAACAUGAACCGUAUGUUGAAACUCUUUCCAAAGGAGUACAACAUUUUACCCCGCACGUGGUGCCUCCCUGCAGACUAUAGUGAUUUUCUAGCAUACACCAGAGCCAAAAAGCACAAAACGUACAUUUGUAAGCCAGACUCAGGUUGCCAAGGUCGUGGUAUCUAUCUUACCAAGUCCAGCAAGGACAUUCGGCCAGAACAUAUGAUCUGUCAGGUGUACAUAUCUAAGCCAUUCAUCUUCGAUGGCUUCAAGUUUGACCUGCGUAUUUAUGUGCUAGUGACCAACUGUGACCCUUUCCGUGUCUUUAUGUACAAUGAGGGACUGGUCCGAUUCUGCACGACUCAAUACACUGACCCCAAUGGCAGCAAUUUGGAGGAUGUUUGCAUGCACUUAACUAACUACGCAAUCAACAAACACAGUGAAAACUUUGUACGAGAUGAAGAUACAGGCAGCAAACGAAAACUCUCCACCUUUAAGAAGCACAUGGAAGCCUUGAAUUACGAUACAGAGAAGAUGUGGACAGACAUCGACGACGUCAUCAUAAAGACACUAAUAUCGGCUCAUCCCAUUCUCAAACACAAUUACCACACAUGCUUUCCCAACCAUGCAUCAGGCAGUGCCUGCUUUGAGAUUCUGGGCUUUGAUGUGCUACUGGACCAUCGAUUUAAACCUUGGCUUCUUGAGGUCAACCAUUCCCCCAGCUUCACCACAGACUCCCGUCUGGACCGGGAGGUAAAGGACGACCUGCUUUAUGACACUUUGGUGCUGAUUAACCUGGGAGCUUGUGACCGCAGGAAGAUCACAGAGGAGGAGAGACGCCGGGUCAAAGAGAGACUCCAGCAGAACCGUUCUAGAGAAGCCAGGAGCGAGGAGCUUCGGCAGUCGCAGGCCACUAGCAUGGAGCAGAUGCAGAGAUACGAGGCCAAACACAUGGGCGGAUUUCGACGGAUCUUUCCUCGAGAGGGAGGGGAGAAAUACGACAAGUAUUUUCAGCACAGCGGCUCUCUCUUCCAGGAGACUGCAGCCUCCAAAGCCAGGGAGGAGUGUGCCAGGCAGCAGUUGCAGGAACUUCGUCUGAAGCAGGAGCAGAAGGAAUGGGAAAAGAAAGGCUCACGGAAGCGAAAUCUUCAAGGUGAAUCUGCUGGAGAAAGAGUAAAACCAAGACGGAUUCAGGCUCAGCCCACACACCUGAACCCAAAUUCACUACCAGCUAUGCUCGAGAAUCCCACCCUGACAGGAGAGACAACUGUUGCUCUUGACCUAUCAGAGGAAGAGGAGGCAGAGAGAGUCAGUGAGCUUCACCAACGAGAGACCCUGCUGCUAAACAUGGGUGUGGUUAACCAGGUCCGCCAGCUACUUCAAAGUGCCAAUCACACUUCUGAACCUAUCAACCACUUACAUGAACAAGCCAGGUUUCAUUCGCACUGCAGACACGACCACAAGCUGGACCCCUUUGCAGAGAUGUCAUGGAGGCAGAAGAACAUCUGCACUAUGAUGCAACAGCAGGUAUCUACGAAAGCCAAACCGUCCCUGCAGUAUGUGCAAAACCGAAAGCCUUGGCCCUCCCUGGAACAAGGGCGGCUCCAGCCGGUCCAUACUGAGAAAGUGAAUGGCUCUUGUGCAUGGCGUCAGGGCAGUUUGAGCUCCUCUUUGGCUGAGUCGAAAGCCAGAUCGGCAAUGUUAGGAAUGCCUCCGCUCAUUCCAGGGCGACUGCAGGGUCCCACGAUGUCCCCUGACCCCAAAUCUCUUUACAUCAUUUCCACCCCUGCGCCUCUUGUCCCAAGGCCACAUCCCUCGCACACCCUCCGCAAGGGCACUCGCAGAGUCUCCCAGCAGGACAACAUAAAGACAUGCUCAGCAUUACAUAUGUGAAAUCUGCAUCCACUACCUGUAUUCCAUAAUGGAAAUGUUAAGUUGCUCAGUGAAAACUAAAGCCAUUUCUCUGUUUUUUAUUAUUUUCCUCAUGAUUUAGUUAUAGUUACGAGGUGUUAAAAUCAAAUUUUGGACUGGUCCCUGCUGUAAUUGUUUUAGCCUUAGACUGUUUUUAUGUCCUCCCAUUUUGUAUAGCUUUUGUUAGCUGAUAUU